AUGAGGACAGGUUUGGUCUCCGCCCUUCUGGGCGCGAUCUUUGCUGAAAGCGUGCUGGCUGGUCAACCCGGACCUCUUGGGAAAUGGAUGGGAGGCGGUGACUGCCCAUGGGGGAGCAGAACAGCUUCAGGGUCGCAUCCCCAGAAUGACAUGCCAGAUACUGGCGUUACACGGUACUAUGACUUCACUGUCUCCCGGGGAACAUAUGCCCCUGACGGAGUGCAACAAGCCAUGAUUGUCGUCAAUGGCCAGUACCCAGGUCCCUUGAUCGAGGCAAACUGGGGCGACUGGAUCGAAAUCAACGUUAUCAACCAGAUCUGGGGUCCUGAAGAGCCAACCUCGAUACACUGGCACGGUCUGAAUCAGCCUGGAACUCCAUACUACGACGGAGUCGUCACUGUUUCUCAGUGCCCAAUCGUCCCCGGUGGGAAUGUGACCUACAGAUUCCGUGCGGAUGAGUAUGGUACCUCCUGGUGGCACGCCCAUUACUCUGCCCAGUACUCUUCUGGAGUUGUCGGGCCGAUUGUGAUCCACGGCCCCAACGAUGCUGGCUACGAUGUCGACCUCUACCCGAUCCUCGUGUCGGACUGGUUCCACGACAGCUACGAGGAUAUUGUCGAGUUGGUCAUGUCCCCCAGCUCCUCCGGCCAGCCAUUCCGGCCGUUCUCGGACUCCAACCUCGUUGCGGGUGUUGGCCAAUAUCCUUGCUCAAAUGUCACCAACGGCGCUCCCUGCUCCGUCGUCCCUUACCCAUCAUGGGAAUUCCAGCCCGGCAAGACCUAUCGUAUGCGGUUCGUCAACACCGGCGCUGCAGCAUUCGAGACCAUUUCGAUCGAUGGACACAUGUUGACAGUCAUCGCCAAUGACUUUGUGCCGAUUCAGCCUUAUCAGACGCAAUUCGUCACUAUCGGUGUCGGUCAGCGGGUCGAUGUCCUUGUCACCGCCAACCAGGCCCCGGGUAGUUACUGGCUCCGCACCUUCAACAGCCCCUGCGGCGACACGAACGGACCUUUCGGACAGGGCAUCAUCUACUAUACAGGAUACGACGCCAGCACGGCUCCGACAAGUACUGGUGCUCAGCCCCCAAUCAACUCGAACUGCCAGAACGACCCUUUGGCGACCACAGUUCCUCAGUAUGUCAUGCCCGUGGCGGACCCAGACACCACCAUCACCAUCACCAUUGCCGGUGCUCCUGAUGCCUCGGGAGUUUUCCACUGGACCAUGAACGGGGUGAGCUACGACGGAGACCUGUCGAGCAGCUUGCUCGCCGAGGCGAUUGCCGGCCAGACGAGUUUCGCACCGCAGUACAACGUGUACAAUACGGGCACCAACGGGACCGUGCGCAUCAUCAUUAUCAACACCACCCCCGCGCCUCACCCCAUGCACAUGCACGGCCACGACUUCCAGGUGUUGGCCGAGGGCUUCGGCACGUGGGACGGGACCGUCACGAACCCGUCGAACCCGCAGCGUCGCGACGUGCACAUGCUCUGGGCGGGGGCGACACCCGAUAACCCGUCGUACAUUGUGAUCCAGUACACGCAGGACAACCCGGGCAUGUGGCCGGUGCACUGCCACAUCGCGUGGCACUUGUCGGCGGGCAUGGUGAUCAUGCUGCUGGAGCACCCGGAGCAGCUCACUUCCAUGCAAGUGCCGGACGGUGUGGCGCAGACCUGCUCGGCCUACACGACCUGGUACGCCAACAACCCGGGCGUCGUGGUCGAUGACUCGCUGCGCAAGCGCACCAUGGGCGAGAAGAUGGUCGAGUACAUGAAGGGCGGCGUCGAGAACGUCCGCCACCUCGACAAGCACCGCAAGCGCGGCGUCCGUGGCUACCGCGGUUACGGCCACAACGCCACCGUCGAAGAGUUCCCCAACCACGCCAAGUUCAAGGGCAACGCCACGGAUGGCCAAGGUCACGGUGGUCAUGGUCACGGCGGCCACGGUACCGGGAGCAAGACCACCACCAGCAGCCACUCCGGUAAGGCGACGUACACCCAGUCAUGGUCCACCAGGCCACAGACGGGUACCGUGGGCAAGAACAUUGCCCAUGAGUCGAAGAGCACCAGCCGGCCCGGGCGGAAGAGGGAUGAGGUGUAA
Messenger RNA from Fonsecaea erecta, 2097 nucleotides. RefSeq lists its product as hypothetical. Gene Ontology annotation, molecular function: oxidoreductase activity; copper ion binding. The transcript is spliced from 4 exons. The record is from RefSeq and is a predicted model, not a curated record. The coding region runs from base 1 to 2097 and encodes 698 amino acids. Lineage: Eukaryota; Fungi; Ascomycota; Eurotiomycetes; Chaetothyriales; Herpotrichiellaceae.